Syzygium oleosum is the source of this 2560-nucleotide messenger RNA. RefSeq names its product protein tesmin/TSO1-like CXC 3. The transcript is spliced from 10 exons. The coding region runs from base 48 to 2408 and encodes 786 amino acids. Lineage: Eukaryota; Viridiplantae; Streptophyta; Magnoliopsida; Myrtales; Myrtaceae. The record is from RefSeq and is a predicted model, not a curated record. Gene Ontology annotation, molecular function: DNA-binding transcription factor activity.
AGAGAGAGAGAGAGAGAGUGGGAUGCGCAGCAGUUGGUCCUCCGGAGAUGGACACGCCUGAGAAGACCCAGAUCGGCCCUCCUCCCGCAUCCGCCCACGAGGACUCCCCGGUUUUCAACUUCAUCAGAAGUCUCUCGCCUAUCAAGCCAGUGAGAUCCCUACACAUAGCUCAGACUUUCACCUCACUUCCUUUCACAUCCCUUCCCUCAGUUUUCACUUCGCCUCAUGCGAAUUUUAUCAAGGACUCAAGUUUGCUGCGGAGGCAUCAAAGCUUAGAUCCAUCAAAUCCUGAUCAUUCUUCUGGAAACCGAAACAUAGUCUGCCGAAAUGGGGAUUUUACUAAUGGCAUUUCUCAAAGAAGAGACAACUCUGACAAAAAGGUUUCAGUUGAAGUUCGCGCUGAACCAUGCAAGGAACAUUCAGAAUUUGCGACCGAGUUUCCUCAGAACUCGAGGCAUAGCUUCUAUGAUCCGGAAGGUAACAUGACAACUUGUACUGCUGAUGCAGAAUCUGCAGUAGAGACUGCAGGUAUGUCAACCCCCAUUAUAUCGGUGGUUGUGAAAUCUCCUGGGAAACGACUUCCUGGAGGUGAAGGUCAAGAACAGAACAAAGAAUGGCCAAUUGAUCCUAGUGACUUGUUCAUUUUUAGCUCCCCUAAUGAUGCUGAGGCUUUUAGGGAGCUUGUUCAGAGAUCACCUGAUCUUGGAACGGUAUGUUUAAGUUCUCUUAUGUCGAGGUUCACACCGGAGGAUGUCAGUGGUUUUGAGAGACAGCAACAGUUUGAUUUACAGCAUAGGGAACAACAACAAAUAGAAGAACCCCCAUAUCUGACUGAAGAAGCCUACGGGCAAAAGGAAGCGAUGAAGAAUAUUGAUGUCCAUAAUCUGGAUAAGUUUUUGGAUAAGUAUAUGUCAAUCGAGCUGGACAAGAAUUUGCACAAUGAUGCAGGAACACGCGUGUCAUUUGAUUACGCGCCUGUCCCUAAUUUUCAUCGGGGCAUGAGGAGGCGUUGUCUGGACUUUGAGAUUGCUGAACUUCGUAAGCUCUCUGGUGACGAUUUAGAUUAUAGUCACCUGGCAUCAUCUCAACAUGAUGAAAACACUCUUGUGAACGAAGGGCAGCUUCCUGUUAAAAGUGAAGGUGAUCCAUUGAGGUGCGCGUUGCCUGGAAUCGGUCUGCACCUAAAUGCUCUGGCGACCACUUCAAACGACUACCAAAGUGUAGAGCACGGAAAUUUGUUGAGUGAGAAUCAGUUGAUGAACACGCAAAUCUCUUCUAGCUCCUUGAAUCUCCCCAAUUCCCAUCAAUGUCUUCACGAACCUUUGACUUCAGUCGCUUCUGAGGACAUAGGGUCUACCGAUAAUGGAGUCCUAGUUGUACAAGAUGGUUCGCAAUCAUGUGCAUAUCCUGAUGGUGAAGAUCUUGACCACAACAGUCCUCAGAAAAAGAGGCGCAAAGCAGAACAUUCUGAAGAUGGGGCCUGCAAACGCUGCAACUGCAAGAAAUCAAAAUGUCUGAAGCUUUACUGUGAAUGCUUUGCUGCUGGUGUCUACUGCAUCGAGCCGUGCGCAUGCCUAGACUGCCUCAAUAAGCCUAUUCACGAAGAAACUGUUCUUGCAACUCGCAAACAGAUCGAGUCCCGCAACCCACUUGCAUUUGCUCCAAAAGUUAUUAGAGCUUCCGACUCUUUUCCCGAUACCGGGGACGAUUCCAAUAAAACCCCUGCUUCAGCACGGCAUAAGAGGGGAUGCAACUGCAAGAAAUCUAGUUGCCUGAAGAAGUAUUGUGAAUGCUAUCAGGGUGGAGUCGGAUGCUCCGUCAACUGCAGAUGUGAAGGUUGUAAAAAUUCAUUCGGUAGAAAAGACGGUGAGUGGAUUAGGUCUCCCUCUGAAUCUUUGGAUCUUGCCAGAUCUACUCUAAUUGGUGUGGAGGCCGAAGUAAUUCAAGAAGGGAAGGAAAAUUUCGAAAAAAGCGUGGGGAACAAAGGUUCUCUGGAAAUCACGAAACAGAGGGACCCAAUUCAAGCGACACCAUCUGCAUAUUACGGACCAUCAAUUCAGACUGCAUAUUCAGCGAAGAAUGAACCCCCACGAUCCUCAUCUUUCGUCACCACCAGCUCCUCUUCAGUACUUCAUGCGAGUCAAAAUAAGGGGAAACUUGAACAUUUUGCCCCGCAGCCCAAGGUUGAGAAGCAUUACGGCAAUAGUAAUAAUCAUAAUGUUGGCGGCAAGAUGCCAGAGGUGCUCCAAAGCAACGACACUCCGAACGCAGUAAUCAAGACUGGUUCUCCCAAUGGCAAGAGGGUUUCUCCGCCGCAUAGCGACUUUGGUUCCUCCCCUCCACUAAGGAGUGGGCGGAGAUUGAUUUUGAAAUCUAUACCUUCUUUUCCUUCUCUCACCCAGCAUUGAAACGGUGAGAGUGACUUGUAACAGUUGGUAAGUGGCCUUGUUUGUGGUAGUUGUAUGCUUUAUAGGUCCUGCUGUUGUAUCAUAGAAUCUUUUCCUUUGCCCAUAAAAGCUACCUUGAGAAAUUAGAUAAAUUUUUUAAUCGUUGUCUUGCA